CUGGGAGCGUUGCUGCGCGCAGGGGGGGAAGCCGCCACUCUUGCUGCAGAACUCCCCCUCCUCUCCCUCUCUUGCUCCCUCCAUCUCCUCCCGUCCCCGCAUCCGUGCAUGGUGGCGCCGCCAUGGCUUGGCCCUGCAUCAGCCGAGUGUGCUGCCUGGCGCGCUUCUGGAACCAGCUGGACAAGUCGGACCUGUCCGUGCCGCUCACCAUCCACAAUUACUCCGACAUCGACGAGCCGGCCGACGAGGGGACGGACACGGCCGGCGCCCCGCCGCCUCGGAUCCCAACAGGUGGCAGCACCAGCAGCCGCCCCCACCAGACCCACCCGCGGGCGGCCACCGCCGCGCUGCCCGUCUCGGCGUCCGCCCCGUCGCUGCAGGACGGCCUGGGGGGCGUCAAGAGGCCGUCGAAGAAGUCGCGCGGCGGCUACCGGAAAGAGCCCUUCGCCGCUGAGACUCAGUACCAGCAGGAUUUCCAAGCGUGGCCGGUGCAGAAGCGGGACGCCCUGCCCUGGAUCGGGGAGUACAGGCGGGUGGAAGCCCCCGGGGCGCUCCCCGCCGCUGCCGCCGUCCCAACCGCCCCUUCCCACGCCGCGAUCCCGGGGGGCUCCCACGUGUACGUGCUGCCGGCGGCCGGGCAGGAGGUGGUGGGUAGCAAGUACAGCGGCUUUAAGCAGGUGUGGUCCUCCUCUUCGCCGCCAGGCGGCCCCGAAACCUCCUCCUACAGGCAUGAGUAUCGUCCAUGGACUGGAGCAAAACGAUCAAGGCCUACAAAGACAACACAGGGUUUCAUUAUUCCAGAGGAUCACUUUGCGCAAGAAUCCAGCUACAAAGCAGACUUUAAGGGAGGCAUCUGAGGAAGAAUAAAGUCUGCAAUUCUAAACAUGAUUCCAGAAAUGAAGACUAAGUUUUCUCCGAAUCCUUCUGCCGUUUUCCAGGCACCAUCUCGCAUCCUCAAUGUAUGAAUCUGGAUCAUGCACAUUGCCCAUCCAGGCAGCUUGAAUGUUAAGGUUGUGAAAAUGUACAGCUAUGCAACUUUCACGAGUGGUGUUGAGAUAAGAACAAGGAUUAUUAAAAGCAGCUACAGCGAAUACCAGAAUUUAUGCAUCUAUUACGAACAUGUAAAUCAAAAAGCACUUGAGUUUGAGAUGGUGGAAUAUACUAGGGGAGAAUGACCUACUUUCAUAGAAAUAGGCUCAUUAACAGUGGGCUGACUGGCUUCAGUAUUCCGGAUAUUGACGUUGGUCAGCAAAAAGCAGCAUUUUAAGCUAUAAGCUUAUGCUGAAGAACACGAUGGAGCAGGGCUGAGUAAGGUGUAUAGUAAAACACUCCCCUCUCAAUGUUGUGUAGCUACACUGAUAAGAAAUGAAAGUGAGACUUGGUAGCUUUUGAACAUUGCUGUUUCUUUUUAGAUCUGGGGAUCAACCUCAAAGCAUAUAUCGUAUUGUUGCAAAGACUUUUGAUGUCUCCUUGCUGAGGGUCAUUCAAGGUGAAUAGUGUGGCCCUUGAGCAGUUUGCCCUAGAUCGUGCUCCACACGAAUGCUGACUGGAUUUUACAGGGUUCUGAACAAACAGAAGCAAUAUUUUAUCUUUCAGAGGCCCUUACUCCGGUUAAAUACUUCACCAGGUUCCUUCCAUUCUGUGGAGCUCUUUUGAAAGGAGCUGUGGUUGGUUUCAAGAUUGUUUCUCUUUUGGAGAGAGGUUUUCCUAGGUCUCACAGUCUCACAUUUCUGCUUUAUUUCCUCCUGGAUAGGCCAAACCUUUUAUUUCCUAAGAGCCCAGUCCUUGGUCAUUCUGAGGCAAGGCACAAGCUGCUCUUAAGUUGGUGUGCAUACACACUCAAUAUUGACAUCCAUUUUAGAAUACUCCCAAAGGUCUGGAGCCUUUAUUCUGGAACUGAAAAUCAAGACUUGAUCAAGAUUUAUUUCUAUCCCACAUCUUUAGUAGGCCAAAAGAAUCCCCAGAGCGAUACUAUUGAAUGAAAUUGGAAUUUUUUUAAAAGCUUGAUGACUUUAUUUAUUUGUACUCAAUAGGGCCUUGAGAUAGUGUACAUUAAAGCAUCUAAAUAAAACAAAAACCAUAGAAAUAUAACUAAAAACACAAGAUAACAGCCAAAGGAUCACAGCACCAUAAACAUUUCCUAAUGUUAAUACCUAGCACCAACUACUGCUGGGCCUACAUACAAUAGCUAGGAUACACCUGUGAAAAGUAGUAGGCCUCACAUUUAUGGUCACUGAGGUAUAUUUAUGUACCGUAUUUCUCCAGGAAGUUCAUUCCACAACUUUGGUAUAGCCACCCUGAAGUACCUGUUACAUCUUUAGGGUUGGGGAAACUAUUACAUCCUGUGGAGGAAAAACCCAUCGGAGGCAAAUUGCAAGGGAAAUUGAAACUUUCCCGACACAGUACCAGCUUUUAUUGGGAACUGGUAGCACUAACUUGUUUAGCUCACAACUUUGCAAUGGACCAGAUGUUAAAGCAAUGACCAAUUCAAGUUGUAAUAGUGCUAUUUAAUAUGUAUGUAAAUAUUGUACAUAGAACAGAUGAUUUCCCCCCUCAAAAUAAUAAUAAGA
Molecule: messenger RNA, 2570 nt
Organism: Zootoca vivipara (common lizard)
Lineage: Eukaryota; Metazoa; Chordata; Lepidosauria; Squamata; Lacertidae
Gene: MAP6D1
Product: MAP6 domain containing 1
Biological process (GO): regulation of microtubule cytoskeleton organization; cytoskeleton-dependent intracellular transport; microtubule cytoskeleton organization
Cellular component (GO): cis-Golgi network; Golgi-associated vesicle; microtubule
Molecular function (GO): microtubule binding; calmodulin binding
Source: RefSeq, a predicted model, not a curated record